Messenger RNA from Coprinopsis cinerea okayama7#130, 2439 nucleotides. RefSeq lists its product as hypothetical. The coding region runs from base 1 to 2439 and encodes 812 amino acids. The record is from RefSeq and is a predicted model, not a curated record. The transcript is spliced from 5 exons. Lineage: Eukaryota; Fungi; Basidiomycota; Agaricomycetes; Agaricales; Psathyrellaceae.
AUGGCGGUUCAAGUACGGCUCUCAACAGCCGAUCAGCGAAGGAUCCUGGCAGAGUUGAAGAGAGAGAGCAGAGCCAAUGCCAGAACAUUGGACAAGAGGCUGAAGAGGAUGGAAGCACCAAAGGGCCCAAAGGUGGAACCUGAAGAAGGCAAAGAAGGAGGACCCUCUACGGCCCCAGAAGGAGAUCUUGGGACAGAAGUCAAUCCUAUCCAAGUUGAAGACGAUGGGGACGACGACUUCGAUGGCGAGCUCUACGACUCCUCAGGUUUGGAACGGGUUAUGCCCAUUGUUACUAAGUACACGCUAGAUGAUCUGCUUGACACUGGUACAGCAGACCAGGACGUCAUUAAUACCGCCGUGGCAGAAACGUUGAAGAGAUUGGGUAUUAAGCCCAAGAGAGAAGAGCAGCAUGUGCAGGAGGUUGGACCCCAUAGAGGGAGUCAAAACAUGCCGCCGGGGAUGUACCAGUGGUCAGGACCUUCUAAGUCGGACAACGAUGGGUUUAAACUCAUCUUGGAAAGACUGGAUCAACAAGAGGCCAAAUGGAAGGAUACCCUCACGGGUCUCAAGAAAGAGCAAAAAGAACAACUGACGGAGUUUGAGACGAGAAUGGAGGCCAAAAUCGACAAGAGGUUGACCGACCAUUCUCAGCGAUUCAACUCGCACAACUCGUCAGGAGGAAACCCCAUUGGUCAAUCCUACGUUCCGCCGGGAAGAAGGAACUACUCGAACUCGGGUUCCUCAGGCGGAGGAUACGUCGACUUUUCGCGUCGACCAGGUCAACAGGGCUACAGCCAAGGCGUGUGGCGAAACGGUGACGCUGGUGGUGGAGAGCGACGAGGAGUGACUUGCUGGUUCUGUGGUGAGCCAGCUCAUGCAGUUAUGGGCUGCAAAAUUAGAAGGGUGAUGUUGGAUACGGGUCGUAUUCGUCAUGAAGGUGGCGAUUAUCGUAUCCUCGAAAGUAAUAGAAUUAUUACGCCCUUCAGAAAUGGGGAAGAAUUUACUCUCGACCUCAUUAGAAAGAGUAUGGAGAGUAGCGGCCAUACGUUGGACCUCGACGCGAUUAAGCGCGAGGCCCAGUACGUACAAGAGGAGCCGCCGGAGCAUAGGUGGAGGGAUCCGUUGACGGGUCAACCAACGCAAGAGCAGUUGGUACAUGACCUUAAGGAACGGGUUAGUCAAUUGGAAACGGAGAAGGCGCAGAGUUUAGGGUCGGCGCCUAACGACACGUCCGCGGAAGCCGAUGUGGAACGCCUCCCCAGUGUCUACCAAAAUCGCGUCGACCAGAGGGUAGUUCAUGACGACGAGGAAAGCAGCAGCUGCUGCUUCUUCCAACCGGCAGGAAGUAGCAAGACUGAGCUAGAGAAGUCUAAGAAAACCGCCGGCGUAGAGAAAGAAAACACCAAUAAAAAGGAGCGUGUCGAAGAAAAAGAAAGUGAGAGUGAAGAAGAAGAGGUUAAGAGAGUUGGACCUCCUAAGAAAAAGAAGAAAGUAACAUGGUCAGAUUCUCAACCAACGGCGAAGCUUACACCGUCCGGAACUCUACCUUAUGUAGACGUCCCUCCUCUCUCAACUAAACCUUUAGGUGCAUUCAAGCCUAAAGUGAACAAGGAAGAGGAGAAAUCUUUUGAGAAAGAACGAGAAGUGGAAGAGAAAGGCGAACCUCUACCGGAAAUCGACCGGCGGGGACCAGCCUAUAACAAACGAGCACCUGUAGAACAAAAUGGUGCGGCAAAAGCGAUCGUCAACGAAUUGCUUGAAGUCACCGUACCGGUGAACAUCAAGUCGCUUAUGGGGGUUUCGCCAGAGGCAAGGGAAUACCUCAAGAACCUCCUGACUCGGAAGCGAGUACCGACUAGAGAAGUCCCUAUCCCUAGAGAGACUGAGGUGUUUAAGCGUUUCUUUGACGAUCCGCACGAAGUUAAGCGUCUACACGUUGGCUUACAAUGGGUAGAAAAUAGUGAGGAAGCAAUGGCAAAAGCCGAAGCAGCGGUUGAACAAAGAGCCCUAGCCGAAAAGCGAGACAGAGACUAUAAAGAAGCCCUCAACUUUGCGACCGGCGAUGUAGGAGAGCUUGCAGUCGUCUUUGAACAGACAGCUUCUGGAGAGAUUAAAGUCGAAAAGGUGUUCCAGUCCGGCCAUAAAAGUGGAAAGUUCAGCCAAGAAGACGUGAAGUUAAUGUUUAUUCAAGAAGCAUUAACUAGGGAGGUGGAAAACAAGAAAGCCGCUAAAAAGGUCGAAGCUUUCUUGCAACAAGUCAGGACAGGCAAAAGAGACAAAUCCGUCGGUGAAGUCAUGAUGUUAGAUACUGUGAUAAAACACUUCGAACAAAUUUAUCAACAGUUAAAAGAGGAUAUCAUCGAGGAUUCUGUUAAGACUUCGUCAACAACCUCCAGCGAGAACAAAGACGAAGUAGUAGCAGGGAACCCUAACGUUUAA